AACACCUAACGUCAUAAAGGACACAAACUGAGCUGAUUGAAACAUCCUGAAAAAAGUCCACAUUCAUCCUUUCGUCCUUUCACUCCUUCAUUUUCUGAUGUUUUACUCUUCUUUAUUUUGUGGUUUGUUUAUGUUAUGUUAGGAAAUCAUUGUAAGUUAGCGGAUAAAUAUGAGUCUAACGAGCAGAAAUCGAUUGAGUAUAUUAGACAAGCCUCUGAGCAAAGGAAAAGGAGAAGUUUCCUUGAGUUGCUUUGCCUUAUUAUUUUCUGAAGCAGUUCAGUAUUGCCAGAACAAAUCUCAAACUAUUCCAGAACUCCAGAACAGGUUACACGAUCUUGGUAGAACUGUUGGCGUAAAACUUAUUGAUCUUUAUUUUAUACGAGAACGAGGAGGUAAAAGAGAAAUCAAGUUGUUGAAUAUUCUUCUUUUUGUUAAGUCAACUUUAUGGAAAGCUCUGUUUGGCAAGGAAGCCGAUAAAUUGGAACAUUCCAAUGAUGAUGAAAACACAUACUAUUUGAUGGAAAAAGAUCCUCUAGUAAAUCGAUUCAUCUCAGUACCACGUGAUAAGAGUAGUCUGAAUUGUGCUGUGUUCAUAGCUGGAAUUGUUGAGGCAGUUUUGACAGGAACUGGAUUUCCAGCCAAAGUAACUGCCCACUGGCAUAAAGGAACCACUUACAUGGUAAAAUUUGAUGAGACAGUGUUAGCGAGAGAUAAGAACUUAGAGGAGAAGUAGAUAUAGUUAAUUCAAUGUUAAAUUAUAAAAUAUUGUAAAUAAUAAUAAAUAUAUAACUGAAAUUAGUU
This is a messenger RNA of Leptinotarsa decemlineata (Colorado potato beetle), 801 nucleotides long. RefSeq names its product trafficking protein particle complex subunit 31 (gene Trs31). Gene Ontology annotation, biological process: endoplasmic reticulum to Golgi vesicle-mediated transport. The record is from RefSeq and is a predicted model, not a curated record. Gene Ontology annotation, cellular component: TRAPPII protein complex; TRAPPIII protein complex; TRAPPI protein complex. NCBI's taxonomy places the organism in Eukaryota, Metazoa, Arthropoda, Insecta, Coleoptera, Chrysomelidae.